AUGCCCGAGGCAGGCUUCGCCUACGGGCCCAGCAACGCGGCCGUCAUGCACCUGACGAAGCAGCUGUCGACGGUCCUGUCACCGCUCAAGAUACGGGCCAACUCCAUUACCCCGGGCAUUUACCCGAGCGACAUGACCGAGUCCACAUUUUUCAAGGACUCUGCCAACCAGGAGGGCGGCCUAUCCAAGGAGGCGGUGCCGCUGGACCGAUGUGGCGCCGAGGAGGAGCUGGCCGGGGCGGCGCUCUUCCUGGCCAGCAAGGCCGGAGGCUACGUAGACGGCAACAUUCUCCUGACGGACGGCGGACGUCUUGGCAUCAUGCCAGGAUCGUCCUAG
This is a messenger RNA of Hirsutella rhossiliensis, 336 nucleotides long. Its product is annotated as enoyl-(Acyl carrier protein) reductase domain-containing protein. The record is from RefSeq and is a predicted model, not a curated record. NCBI's taxonomy places the organism in Eukaryota, Fungi, Ascomycota, Sordariomycetes, Hypocreales, Ophiocordycipitaceae. The transcript has a single exon. Bases 1 to 336 code for a protein of 111 amino acids.